AUGGAUACUGCGGYUAAAAUAUACGAGGAGGGGGAAAAGGUGAACAAAGAUGUGGUACAAGUUAAUCCUGCUUGGGUUCUUGAGGAAAGUUUGAAAAGUUUGAGUUCUAAGUUUCCUAUUCUUCCUCGUUCGCAAGGGUCGCUAACCUUCUGCACAACACCUUUGUCGAGCAAGUUGGAGUCCAAGCCCGAAGAUGCUCUAUUUGACUUGGCUGAUACCAACGUGCUACGAUACAAUGUACUACACGACUCUCAUCUCAAAGACUACUUCCAAAACCCAGAAACAAGACGAAGACUAGUUGAGCAGGGUUUCAUCACAGAGGAUGGCUACGUGAUUUGCAAUCUUGUUGAGUUCAAUAACUACAGAAAAUGGAUUCGUAGAUUGAAACUAGAGGAGCUCUACAAACAACGAAGGCAUAUACGCGAAGAGGAAAUCAAUCAAAGGAACACUCAGUUAAUGGCGAAGAAAUUAGAAAGAGAAAAGGAAUGCUCGCAUAUCUUGAGAGAGAGGGAACAAAAAGCGAAAGAAUACAGGAAGAAGAAAAAAGAAAAAAGAGACCUUGAGAGGAAGAMAUACUCGAGGCUUCAAGAAAUUGAAAUGCGUAGACGAGAAAAGAAGAGGAAAGAAAGAAGGGAUCAACUAGAUGAUGUGGAAGAAGAGCGAAAAAGGAGACAAGUGGAAAGACAAGUAGAAAAGAUCAUCCGAGAAGACAAGAAACGAAAAAUCAGACUUCGCAUAGUACGCAAGCGAAAACAAGAAGACACCAGGAGAGAUGCGGCAUUGAAAGAGCGAAGACACCUUGGAAGGUGCCAGAGAGAUAAAGAGGUGUAUAUCAGCCUUAGUUCUUAUGCGAUGGUUUAUGGCAGUGGGAUACCUUGGAAUAUCGCACAAGGCAUUUGUCUUCAUGUUACUCCGCUGGCAGAGUCUCUUAGACGAAAACGACUCCCUAGCAAAGACAUGUUCGUUUUAGAAAGUUUGUCUCACUACCUACAGGAUAUGGAGAGUCGCUAA
This is a messenger RNA of Actinia tenebrosa (Australian red waratah sea anemone), 1011 nucleotides long. Its product is annotated as vicilin-like seed storage protein At2g18540. The record is from RefSeq and is a predicted model, not a curated record. NCBI's taxonomy places the organism in Eukaryota, Metazoa, Cnidaria, Anthozoa, Actiniaria, Actiniidae.